Messenger RNA from Malaclemys terrapin pileata, 1881 nucleotides. It is a transcript of the gene GOLM2, whose product is annotated as golgi membrane protein 2. The record is from RefSeq and is a predicted model, not a curated record. Lineage: Eukaryota; Metazoa; Chordata; Testudines; Emydidae. The transcript is spliced from 10 exons. Bases 90 to 1403 code for a protein of 437 amino acids.
CCCCCCCCCCGCCCCGCGGGGCGCGUCUCGGCUUCUCCCCUCAGGUGCGGGCGGAGGCGGCGCGCGGGCGGAGCCCCCCGGCCUCCCCCAUGGUGGGCUUCGGGGCCAACCGGAGGGGCGGCCGUCUCCCGUCCUUCGUCUUCGUGGCGCUGCUGGUGCUGAUCGGCCUCCUGGCCUUCCACUCCUGGAGCGCCGCGUCCCGCCAGGCCCUGCUGCAGGAGGAGCUGGCCGGGCUGCAGGGCCAGGCCAAGCGCGGCGAGGCGGCCCGCGGGCGGCUGGAGAAGAGGAACUCGGACCUCCUGGUGCGGGUGGACUCCCAGCAGAAGCAGCUGGAGCAGAAGGAGGCGGACUACAGACACCUGAGCGGGCAGCUGCAAGCCAGGGACAGCCAGGCUACCCAGUGCGAGGACAGCAAGAUCAAACUACAGAACAACAUAUCAUAUCAAAUGGCAGACAUACAUCGUUUAAAAGAACAACUAGCAGAAUUACGCCAAGAAUUCAUUCGUCAGGAGGACCAGCUUCAUGAGUACAAGAAGAACAAUACUCGCCUUGUGAGGAGGCUGGAGUAUGAGAGUUUGCAGUGUGGACAACAAAUCAAAGACAUGAGAAUGCAACAUGAAGAAAAUAUAAAGAACUUAAUGGACCAAGUUGCACAGAAACAAAAGGAUACACAGAGAAUCCAGCCAAGACAAGACAUUGAACGGGGUUUGAAUGAUGAUCAAACAAUAUCUAAGACCGUUCAAGUGACAGAUGAGAAAAAUGUAGUAAAGAAUGAAGAACCCUCAAGCAAUCACAUCCCUAAUGGCAAAGAGAAAAUCAAAUCAGGAGGUGAUGCAGGCAUGCCUGGAAUAGAAGAGAAUGAUCCUGCUAAAGCUGAAGAUACUCCUGCUGCUUUAAAGAAGCCUCUUAUUUCAACUUCUCAAAGUGAAGGUCAUCAACCCAAUAUGAAUCUUCCUACUGUACAGCCCCGUUUGCCAAAUAUGAUUCCAGAUUUAAAUGCUGACAAUGAAGGAAAUGUUAAUCUUGUGAAGCAGAUCCCUCCAAAUCCUCCUCAGCUCUUGAUUCCUGAACAAAACUUGGAAAGUAAAGAACACAAAAUUGAAACUGAACUUGGAAAACAAGCUCCAAAGGAAAGAGUUGGUGACUUCCAGAAGAUGAAGCAAAGCCGAUUCUUUGAUGAGAAUGAAUCCCCUGUUGAUCCGCAGCAUGGCUCUAAAUUGGCGGAUUAUAAUGGGGAUGAUGGUAACGUGGGUGAGUAUGAGGCAGACAAACAGGCUGAACUGGCCUACAAUGAAGAAGAGGAUGGUGAUGGUGGAGAAGAAGACGUCCAAGAUGAUGAAGAGAAAGAACUUCAAAUGGACCUUGGAGACUAUGGAAAGUCACGCUUCAAUGAUGUGCUUUAAAGCCUGAAUUAAUAUCUGAGAAUUUGCAACAGAAUUGAAGUGCUUCAAAACUGAACUAUUUUUGUUUCAGUAUUCCUUAAGAUGGUAAUAAAGAAACAGUAAUAGGUUACUUAAAAUCAAUUUACUUAAUGUUAAUUAAGUAAUGGAAGGAGACAUAAAAUGCUGUGUGUAUAUAUAUGUACAUAGUUGUACUAUUGCAAAUUGUAUUAUCAAAAUGACAUUUCUGUUCUGUUCUAGUGAGCCAAUUAAAUGUAAAGACUGUACCUUACCUGCAAUCUUUGCAUUUAAAACAAACUAAUAUAUUACCAAUUGAGGCUGAAUUGUUUCUGCAAAUUAGGAAAUCUUGUAAACUGGAGAACUUGUACAGUUUGUAUUUUACAUAUGGAACAAAUACACUGUGGAAACAAUUGGACAGCUGAAGGACUCCUUUUAUACAGGAAUAUAUUAUCUGUAUGAAUAAAAAUACCCCUUUGUUUUC